Caenorhabditis angaria is the source of this 6070-nucleotide messenger RNA. Lineage: Eukaryota; Metazoa; Nematoda; Chromadorea; Rhabditida; Rhabditidae. The record is from the annotation of a GenBank genome assembly.
AUGAUAAUUAAAAGAUUUGCUUCACAAUUCGCUGGUGUUCGAGAUGCUGCAAAAUAUAUACCACGACGUUCACUUCUUUAUGUUCCAGCAAGCAAUCAGAAAAUGCUUGAUAAAAUUCCGCAAAUGAUAUCAGAUUCUGUGGUUUUGGAAUUGGAAGAUGGUGUAGCUCUAACAGCAAAAGCAGAUGCGAGAAAGAAUGCAACGCAAGCUCUCAACAAACUUCCAUUCCAUACAUUAUCUUGUCAGGAACUCGGACUUCGUGUAAAUUCAGUGAGCAGUGGAUUGUUAGAAGACGAUAUUAAAGAAGUUUCGAAAGCUGAAAAACUUCCACAAGCAUUUAUGGUUCCAAAAGUCGAUUCUCCUGAAGAUCUUGCCUCAAUCUACAGUAUUUUCAAGCAAUAUUAUGGAGAAGAUCGAAUUACGAACACUUCAACAAGAUUUGUUAUCUGGAUAGAAUCAGCUCGUGCACUUCUCGACAUGCCAAGAAUUGUCUCAUCAGCUCUGAAUUUACACAGACAAUCUGGAUUUUUCAAAUUAGAUGCAGUUGUUUUUGGAUCAGAUGAUUAUUGUGCAGAUAUUGGAGCAACACGAACAUCACAUGGAACGGAAACAUUAUUUGCUAGACAAAAAUUUGUGGCAGUUUGUAAAGCUUUUCAAUUGCAAGCCAUUGAUAGCGUUUAUAUUGAUAUCAAAGAUUUGGGUGGUUUGAAACGACAAUGUGAUGAAGGUUAGUUUUAUAUUUUGAAAAUCAAUUGGGCGAGUCAAAUAAAAAAUAAUACUCACUUACUUUGAUAACAUUUGGAGCUUAUAAAUUUCUGAAAUACUUGCGUUUAAUUCCGAUUUUUUAUAAUAUUUUUUUAAAAAUUAAAUGUAUUUGUUUUCAGGAAAAAACAUUUUCAAAUUCAUUUUUUCGCAGGUCGACUUUGGGGUUUCACUGGAAAACAAGUGAUUCAUCCAAGUCAAGUUCCAACAGUUCACGAGCAAUUUUUGCCGCCAACUGAUAGAAUUCAAUGGGCGCAGGAAUUGGUGCAUGCUUAUUCGGAACAUGAAUCUCUUGGAAAAGGCGCUUUCCAGUUUCGCGGACAAAUGAUUGAUCGCCCAUUACUUUUACAAGCUCUCAAUAUAAUUCAGUUAGUUGAACGAGUUACAGCUCCAAAUCAAGGAUCCUUGUGAGUUUUGCUCAUUUCUAAUGUUAUAUUUUGUAGAAAUAGACUGCCAUAUAUAUUUUUAAUAAAACGUGUACUUUAUUUAUCAUUUUCUAUUUUUUUUUUAAUUUCAUUUAUUUAAAAAUAUUCAAAUCGCAGAUCGAUAUAAAGUACGAACUAUAGGUUUUCUGGGCCAUAAUUUAUUGAGAUAAUCUGGAUGUUGCAAAAUCAUAAACACAGUCGCUGGAAUUGGAGUGGAAAUAAAAAUAGAAUGACUAAUUAUAGUUGCCAGCCAAUGAAGUAUUUCGAACUCAACAAUUUGAGGAAAGAAAAAGUCUAGAACCCAUAAAAGUGGAUAGACUCCAAUUGUUAUAAUUUUGAUUGUUGCUUGGAUAACUGAAUCGAACAAUACUUUUUUUCUGAUAAUUCUUCUGCAUUUUACUCAUUUGAGAUUGUUGAGAUCGAACAGUUUGGAAGAUUUUGAAAAAUAGGAAAAUAUAAUUCUGAAAAAUAAUCGUGAUGACUGUAUUCAAACACAGUAAGUAAUUUUCUACUCUAAAUCUUAAGGCCUCAAACUUCUAAACGAUUUCUGGUGGAUCAAAAAUACUUCUAUCAAAAUCUCGUUUUUCGCUUUUAUUUGAUCGAUUUUAAUGCCACCCCUAAGAUCAUGUCAGCUCUCAAAAAAAUUCCGGAAAAUUUUAGGGUAAUAAAUUCUAUUCGGUGAUAAAAUAAUCUUACAAAAAUCACAGAAAAUAAAACGACAGAAGCAAUGCAAACUGAUAUCAUAAAAAUCAGUGGACUUGUGACUAUGAAAAUUCCCGGCAAAUACAUAACAUUCAAAUAAUUCGGAUAAUUCUGAAUCAUAAAUUUUUCAACAUUUCCAUUUGUCGAUACAACAAAUAUUGCCAAAACCAUAAAUGAUGCACAAAAUGAAGAAAUUAAAGCGAAAUAACAUUUAUAAUUUGAUUUUUUCUCGAUAUAAUAAGUUUCAGCAAUUUUCAGACGAAUAAUAAGGGAAUUAAAGAGUGAAACUACAAAUAUUAAAAAUAAUAUGUACCAAAUCGAAGCCAUUUCAACAGUUGAAACAUAAUUGUUCAAUAGUCCGAAUGAAAUAAAUGCUGGAAAUGGAAGUAAUUCGAUGGAACAUUGAAAAGUUCCCCAAAAUGAUUGACAUAAAAAAACAAAUAAUUGUGAAAUAAUCACAUUCUUUCUAUAUGAUUUAUCUUCUUUUUUCGAAUAAAAAAUCAACAUAUGAAAUCCAAAACUAUUCACAAUUAUUGAUAAAAAAACAAUAAAUAUUGAAGAUUCGACAAGAUAUUUCACUUCAAUAUGUUCGAGUCGAUAAAUUGAAACAUUCAUUGAUAAAUUAUUCGAACGUCUAUACAAACAAUAAUGUUUUUUCGAAGAUUUCCAGGAAAAAUGUUCAAAGUUUUUGAAUGUCACUAACUUCAGCUGCUUUUUGAAGUUUUGAUUUCAAGAAUGAUCUAUUAAUUGUUGUUUUUUGUUUCUUCGAUAAUAACAUGGUUUUCAGAAAACCCUAAUUAACAGUUUGGGUGGUGUUUUUAAUCUAUGGAAUCCCACAUCAAACGUGUUCUGUUGUAAAUGUUUCAGAACAGAUAGAAAUAUCAAAAAUGAGUACUUUAAAAACAAACGGGAAGUGAUGUAACAAGGUUUCAGCUGCUACAAAAUUCCAAAUUUGAUUCGGUGUGAAAUGUUUGAAUUCUAAUUUCAUUUAUCGAUUAAUUCAUAAAUUUUUAAUAAUUGAUUUCAUGAAAAUGUUUUAUAAGAAAUGAGAAAACAAAAUCAAUUAAAAAAAAAUAAAAACGUGUUCCACUUUUUUCAAAAAACCCACUGAAUACCCUUUUUCAAAAAUCUUGUCAUUUCUUAUCCAAGUUCAAAACCAAACCGAUUUCUCAUAUUUUUCUAUCAAAAAUAAAACGAAAAUGUCUUCUAUUAGAGCGAUUGAAACAGAAUUGCCUAAAUUGGAUAUCGAUGAAUUGAUUAUCAAAGUUUUGUCAGUUGGAAAACCUGAAAAAUCGUUGACAAGAACUAUUAAAGAGCAAGACUUGAUUGCACUUUGCACAUUGGCCAGGUAAAGUUUGAAAGUAAAGAGAAAACUAACCAUAUGAAACGGUACUGUACCCUUGAAGUGUUACUGUAUUUUUCUCUGGAGUUUUAAUAUGCUCAAUCAAUUUUACGGUUAGAAUUCAUUAGAGAAAGUUUAAAGGUCCCGUAACGUCGCAAGAUUCAGUGAUCUUAAACACUUCUCUAUGCUUUUUUAUGUUGAUUGAAGUCGAACAAAAAUUUUUUCUGAUUCACCAUGAAAAAAAGGACCAAAAGUAACACAUUAAAAAAUCAGUCUAAAAAUGUUGGGUCCACGGCCGAGAAAACCAAAUGAGAUCGAACAAACGCGCGCUGCUGAUAACCGAAAAAAUAUUUUCUUUUCGCGAAAUUUUUUCUAUUGGUUUUUGGCGUUUUUCGCAGUUAUUUCGAUAGGAAUGAAUGGAAUGAACCUGGAAAUAGAAUGGACAAGGAAAUUUAAUCGAAAAACAAAAAAAGUCUUGAAAAUCGAGCAAAAAUGACAGAAAACAGAGCAAACAACGUUUUUUCAGAUUUGCAACGCAGUUUUUCAAGUUUUUCUUCCUCAAACCUUGAUAUUAUCCAGAUGUACAGUGCUCAUUUUAAAGAGGAGAAAAUUCUCAACAAGAGGUUAUGAGUUUUUGGUUGGAAAUUGUCGAUUUCACAAGGCACAGCUGGUUGAAGAAAUGUUCGAGAUCAAACACACAUUCUCAAAACGUGACGCGAAAUUCUUGUUCUGGCUCGGAUUUGAUGAAUUCUUGGUUUUAUUCAAUGGUUGAUACAUCAUUAGAACCAGAAUUUUAUGGCGAUUCUUCUGAUAUAUGACAAUCAUAGUGAAAGAAUAGAUUUUGAUGAUUUCCACUCGCUUGCGAAAAAUACGAAAAUUUCGAUAAAUUUUUCAUUGAUUUUAGCGAUUUGAGCUUGACUUUUUUCAAUUUUUUCUUUCGAUUUCUCAGAGCAGUAUACUCAAAAGUCAUUUAGAUAUUUUACCAUGAGAUAUCACUCGAUUCAGUAGAAUUAUUCCGAUAAUUCUUUACAAAAUUUUGAAUUUUCUCAAAUUCGCUCGUUUUCUGAUCCGUUCAUACGUUGAACUCAUUUCAUGUUUUCGGAAAAGAAGAAAACUGAAUGAAAUUGAGCAUUUGUGAUGUUUAUUUUCUCAAAUGUUGAAAAAAGUCAAGCUCAAAUCGCUAAAAUCAAUGAAAAAUUUAUCGAAAUUUUCGUAUUUUUCGCAAGCGAGUGGAAAUCAUCAAAAUCUAUUCUUUCACUAUGAUUGUCAUAUAUCAGAAGAAUCGCCAUAAAAUUCUGGUUCUAAUGAUGUAUCAACCAUUGAAUAAAACCAAGAAUUCAUCAAAUCCGAGCCAGAACAAGAAUUUCGCGUCACGUUUUGAGAAUGUGUGUUUGAUCUCGAACAUUUCUUCAACCAGCUGUGCCUUGUGAAAUCGACAAUUUCCAACCAAAAACUCAUAACCUCUUGUUGAGAAUUUUCUCCUCUUUAAAAUGAGCACUGUACAUCUGGAUAAUAUCAAGGUUUGAGGAAGAAAAACUUGAAAAACUGCGUUGCAAAUCUGAAAAAACGUUGUUUGCUCUGUUUUCUGUCAUUUUUGCUCGAUUUUCAAGACUUUUUUUGUUUUUCGAUUAAAUUUCCUUGUCCAUUCUAUUUCCAGGUUCAUUCCAUUCAUUCCUAUCGAAAUAACUGCGAAAAACGCCAAAAACCAAUAGAAAAAAUUUCGCGAAAAGAAAAUAUUUUUUCGGUUAUCAGCAGCGCGCGUUUGUUCGAUCUCAUUUGGUUUUCUCGGCCGUGGACCCAACAUUUUUAGACUGAUUUUUUAAUGUGUUACUUUUGGUCCUUUUUUUUCAUGGUGAAUCAGAAAAAAAUUUUUUUCGACUUCAAUCAACAUAAAAAAGCAUAGAGAAGUGUUUAAGAUCACUGAAUCUUGCGACGUUACGGGACCUUUAAAUAUUAAAUCAAUUCAGUUUGAAAUUCUACACUUUUCAGAACAAUAUUUCUGCAACAAUCAGUUUUCAUUGAAGUCACCGCUCCAAUAAAAAUUUGCGGAGAUGUUCAUGGUCAAUAUUCUGAUGUUCUCCGUCUAUUUUCAAUUACCGGGUUUCCACCACAACACAAUUAUCUUUUCCUUGGUGAUUAUGUUGAUCGCGGACAUCAAAACAUCGAAGUUAUCACCCUGUUUUUCUGCUAUAAAAUAAAAUAUCCGGAGAACUUUUUCUUACUUCGUGGAAAUCAUGAAUGUCCAUCGAUUAAUCGUGUUUAUGGAUUUUUCGAAGAAUGUAAUCGAAGAUAUUCGAGUACAAGAUUAUGGUUGGCAUUUCAAGAAACAUUUUCAGCUAUGCCUUUUAGUGGUUUGGUUUCGGAAAGAAUUUUAUGUAUGCAUGGCGGGCUAUCACCAAAGUUAACAAGUUUGUCGAUGUUGAGAGAUUUAUCAAGAACUAUGGAUCCACCAAGUCCAUCGUUACAUCUUGAUUUACUUUGGAGUGAUCCAGAUAACACGAUCUCUGUAAGCAAAUUUGAAUGAGUUCAUACUCCCAUCAAUCUCAUUUUUUUCUAGGGUUGGGCUCCAAAUCUCCGCGGAGUAUCCUAUGUUUUUGGCCCCUCAAUAGUCAAUAAAAUGUGUGAGCAACUCGACAUUGAUCUAAUCGCCAGAGCUCAUCAAGUUGUCCAAGAUGGUUAUGAAUUUUUCGCGCAGAAAAAGUUGGUCACCAUCUUCUCAGCUCCACAUUAUUGUGGACAAUUUGACAAUUCGGCAGCCGUGAUGAGUGUUGACGAAAAUUUGAUGUGCACUUUCCAAAUUCUUCGAUCGGUCAUUAGAAAACCAAAAUCAGCGCUUUGA